UCACGACCACUAUAAAUUCACGCGCUCCACUCGCCUCUUAUCACCCUGCUUUUUCUCCUCUCUCUUUAUAGACUUCAGUAGAUGGCAGUCGAAACUCUACACCUCGCCAAGGAGGGCUUCACAGCCGCCGACGAGGACGACCAGCUGCCGUCUCCUUCGCCCGCAAAGGAGGCGCAUUUUAGAGGUGUACGCAAGCGUCCCUGGGGCCGAUUUGCAGCGGAGAUUAGAGAUCCAUGGAAGAAGACGAGGAAGUGGCUAGGCACCUUCGACACCGCCGAGGAAGCCGCUAGAGCCUACGACGACGCUGCCAGGAGUCUCCGGGGACCCAAGGCCAAGACGAAUUUCUCCCCCGUACGUUCGCUGCCGGUGGUUUCUGGCUUCGGAGACCGAGUGAACCGGUGGCGCGCGGCUUACGUGGCUCCGGACGGACGGACAGUGUGCUUUCCCGGCACUGCAGGAGGUCCGGCGGAGAUUGCUGCGGGGUUUUCGGGGUAUAAAUACGACGCAGUUGCGGUGUUGGUGCGGAGUGAGGUGGAGGAGAAGAAGAAGAAGAAGCCGCUGCCGUUCGAUCUGAAUCUCCCGCCAUCCCUGUUAUGAUGAUAGGCUUCUGAUUUUUUGAAAAAGUUAGGGUCUUCGCGAAAAAGUAAACCUUUUUUGUAUUCCUACUUCGUUUUCAUUUUCAUUUCCCUCUUCUCGUUUUUGUCGGGUUUUUUUUUUUUUUUUAAUUUUAAUUUUAAUUUUUUUUUUAUGUGCUUGACUGUAUGGGCCGCGUGUAAAGGAGCUGAUGUAGUUAUGGAUGUUUUCAUGUUGAGAGUAACAAAUUGACUCUUAAA
Vitis vinifera (wine grape) is the source of this 833-nucleotide messenger RNA. RefSeq names its product ethylene-responsive transcription factor 9. Lineage: Eukaryota; Viridiplantae; Streptophyta; Magnoliopsida; Vitales; Vitaceae. Gene Ontology annotation, molecular function: DNA-binding transcription factor activity; DNA binding. Gene Ontology annotation, biological process: regulation of DNA-templated transcription. Bases 82 to 597 code for a protein of 171 amino acids. The transcript has a single exon. The record is from RefSeq and is a predicted model, not a curated record.